Messenger RNA from Amoebophrya sp. A120, 1536 nucleotides. The record is from the annotation of a GenBank genome assembly. NCBI's taxonomy places the organism in Eukaryota, Dinophyceae, Syndiniales, Amoebophryaceae.
AGUAGUAGUAGACUCUGAAAAAUACAACCUCAAGCCCUUCAUUGAUGGCACACGAGUAGAUAUCCUACUUCUUUCAUAUUACCCUUGGUGCACAGAAGCACGAUCAUGGUGCGUGAAGAUCGACCUCUUUUCUGCGAGUAUUGCGACGAAGUGGAGCUUCACUCGAAUUCUGUGUGCCAUUAUCUCUAUUGUGAAUGCCGACAUACAGAGGAUGGCGCAUGGGACUAUCUCUGCAACGGAUGCUAUGAGGAACUUACCGACAUGAAGCUUUGCAUUGCAAAAGUAUCGCACUACACUAGUGGUGGUGAGCAUUCACACUUCAUGACAAAUCUGCCACCAAGCGAAGCUGUAUUUUUGAUGCUGAAUCAGGCAGAAAGAGAAAACAGGAACCGGAACCGGAUCUGUCACGCUGCAUUACAACAAGUAGCAGCAAUGCGACACUUUUGCACAGGAUAGAAGUGCACAUUCUGCAACUCAUUCGCCUGGAGGGACAGCUUAGAAAGAGGUAUACUUUAUUUUCGUAGUAGAACCAGCCUGUACUAAUAGAUCUACAUGCCACUUGAUGCGUGACGACUCAGCAGGUAAGAAGAUUUUUACAGGAACGAAAAACAACAGAAGUUGUACUAGGUCGCGGAACAGUCUAAGACUUAGAGAAGAAGUCAAAUGGACUACAGUCAUCAACUCACUUAAUAUCUAUUAUCAUUUCCACCACCAGAUUGCUGUAUUCAUUGCGAGGCCCUGGUCGACUUGACGAAUCUGUGUCCGAUGGGCGAGGGGUGCCCGCUUGUCUCCGAGAUCCGGGAUCUGACGAUGGGCGAUGGCCAUGAGGUGGAGCACAUUUGUUUUAUCCAUGCGGACCGCUACGGCUUUUUCCGAGGUCGCCACGCCGACUUGAUCGACGAGUGCACCGGCGAACACGAGUGCCUGGACAAAUUCGAGAAGUGCGGCCACCCGAGGUGCUGCCUCGUUGAGGAUGAGGAGAAUCCAGAGGACACUGUAUGCGGUGUCUGCGCGCAUCUGGAGUGGGAAAACGAGAAGACGCGAAAGUCCGCGGAAAAGGGGCGCGAGCGGGCUCGGCAGACGCACGAAGAAGACAACAAAGAGGACGACGACGAUGGGAGAAUCGUACUAGAGGUCGCCAAAUCAUCAAAAGUAGCGGAAAUCGGAGAUACAACAAAUGCCGCGCUGCACGCGGAGACCAAGAGGGGCAUCGACGAAAGCGACCGUCUCACUCUACUAGCGGAGGAUGAAGAGGGGGCAACCGAUGACACCUCCACCUUGAAGCGCCAGAAAAUUGAACAGAGAAAGUAAGAGCAGGAGCAAACGCUCGCGCACGAGAACGAAAUAUAAAACCUGUGUGGCCAAUAUGGCGCCGCCAAAGACUCUGAUGUGAUGCAGACACCACACGAAUGAAAGGCAAUUUUCAACUCCUAUUCUUGGUUCGCCUUCCGUUUUUAGUGUGCAAUGUGCAUCAACAAAAUUGAACUUUGCUGGCUCUGAAGUCCUUGGCUGCAGGGCCAAGUUGCAGACACGGCA